UGCCCUGAAUGACGGGUCGCCACUGCUGAUAUUACAACUUUUGCUUGCAGUAGGGCGGUGUGACAGACAGACAGAGAGAGAGCGCAGAUAAUGUUACAUGCGGACAAGAGGGAUUCAAAUCAGGGGGCGCACGGUUGGCUCAAUUUGGGAUUCUAACUGGCUUUGGCAGGCAGGGGUGCCGCGAAGUAACGAGGUUAGCUAGCACCUCGUAGAUGGUCUUAUUUUCAAAAUGAGGUUAAGAGUUGGAUUUAUUCUUCGUAGUGUAAUAGUUAUUGCCACAUUCUUAGGGCUUGUGGUGCUUUGGUUUUCCCUUUCGCCGAUAGAGCACGACGAAAAUCCCUUUGCUAAACGGGAGGGAGAUGCCCCUAACCUCUUGCCUAAGAAUGACAUUGCUGACCAGUUCAAACCCGUGGUCCCCUGGCCCCAUGUGGAAGGGGUCGAGGUGGACCUGGACUCCAUCCGACAGAAGAACAGAGGAGACGACAAGCUGGUUCCUGGCAAACCAGCCGGCGGUGCUCAGAACCAGCAGAAUGUCAUCCAGAAACAGUAUGUCACCUUCAAGCCCCACACCAAUGUCUACUCGGCACCCGUCCUAAGGAAGGGGACCCUGGGGAACUUUGAGCUUAAGGAGCCGGAGCCCCACGGGGUACAGGAUGGGCCUGGGGAGGGGGCGAAGCCGUUCGUCCUGGGAGCGGAGUACCACGAGGCCGCCCAGGCCAGCAUUAAGGAAUUUGGCUUCAACAUGGUGGCCAGUGACAUGAUCUCCCUAGACAGGACCAUCAGCGACAUUCGCCAUGAAGAGUAAGUAGUGUAAGGCCUGAGCCCAAUCCA
Molecule: messenger RNA, 831 nt
Organism: Oncorhynchus tshawytscha (Chinook salmon)
Lineage: Eukaryota; Metazoa; Chordata; Actinopteri; Salmoniformes; Salmonidae
Product: N-acetylgalactosaminyltransferase 7-like
Exons: 2
Coding region: 230-805 (191 amino acids)
Source: RefSeq, a predicted model, not a curated record